CUUGUGGUAGAGAUACGAACUACUGAAGAGCAAGCUUAAGUGAUCGGUAAACAAACGUAAUUCGUUUUUCAAAUAUUAAAAGAGCUUCUUGACUUACACCGAACCAGCAGGGAUAUAUCUAUUACGUGCAAAAUCUAAAAUCAAUAGAGCUAAUUGAACCUUAUUAAACCGUUUUGUUUAUGUUCAAUGAAAAGUGAAGUAUUACAAGUGAAUAUAACCGCCAUGAAGACUUUACUUUUAUUUUUGUGAUAAUAGACUUGUGGUACUGUUUUUUAUGCAGUGGUCAUCAAACUGUAUUAAAGUUGCUGUAGAAGAAGUCAGGAAUUAGUGUUUUCACAACGUUUCAGUGCGGCGGAUUAGGAUUGAAUAAAUUUACAUAAUCCUGCAUGAUGGAUCGAAGUAAAUCCGCCGGCUCGUCAGCCCCGUCUAAAGUGACAAAUGAAGAACUUCGAUCUGCGUGCAAGCUCAUCGCACCAUAUAUUGCACAUGAAUGGCGCGGCGUCUGCGAGGAACUCGGUGUAGCAGAUGACGUUCUGGACGAGAUCGAGGCCGAUCAUGAGAAGGUUCCGAUGUCUGAGCUGGCGUUCCGUGCACUCUGUAAGUGGCAAGACAUGAUGGGACGCGCUGCAAGCAAGGAGACGUUACAUAGAACUAUCAAGCUGUUUGGACUCAGGCGCGCCGAUGACCAACUACGGUCAUUGUCACAGAAAAGAAAUGUACCUUACAUGGGUCGUCCAGUUACAGCGGCCGUUACUCAGGACAUUCCGGCCAAUAAACAAGCGAAACAGAAAGCGCUUGCUGACCGUCUGUCUAGGCCGAAAUCUACGCGGACCUCUGACCAAGAGUCUGGCAAGCAGAAGAAGAAAGUCGCACCACAGCUACAGCCGGGUGUUAAUCCCCUCGCUGUUCAAGUGACACCAUCGAAACCAACAGACAUAUGUGAAGUUAAAUUAAAGGUUACUGUAAAAGGUGUCCAGCGGAUUGACAAAGACGUGAUAGAGAAAACACAUGACGACUUCAAAUCUACAAAAGAUGAUUUCAAAAAUCUGUGUUUCUGUUUCGUUAAAUUGGUAAUGGCAAAUAGAAGGGCCCAUUUUCACGAGUUAAAGGAACUUCUAGGAUUUAACGGUAUAUCUGUACAGAGGCUGAGCCAGAUCGGGUUCAAUAUCAAUGUUUUCCUUCUGUGUUCCUCACUGGGUGCGUUUGAGAUUUUGUAUCAAAACUACACAACUGGACGAUUGAAAAAGAUAGUUCAUAACGCAUUAGUGACACGUGAUCAUCUUCUUAAACUGAAAGCACGACAGCUCGAACUUUCCGUUGAAAUAGAGGAGGGGAUGGUCAAUAAGUACAGAGAUAUUUUGAUAGUCCGCGGACCAGCGGAAGAAGAUGUUUUACAUCCGGUUGAUGUACUGGACUACUUCCAGUGUGACGAUGAUGAGGAAUGUUCUCUUAACAAAGAUCUCAAUAUAGACGAAAUACGCAAUUUCCGUUUGAAAACAUGGCACCAACUCCUACACAGCCAGAUAGAAAAAGCAGACAGAAGAUAUCAGCAAUUUGACGAUUCUAUGAAAGAUUUACUUUUGAUACUACGCAUCGCCAGACGAGAGGACAAACAGGAAAUGACGUGUCUACAGGAUGUGAUCAACUGCUACCAUCACUUAAAAUACAGCAAGAGCGUCGCAGCACAAGGGUCGCGCAGUGAUAUUGUUUAUGAAUAUAUUGCUAUUGUUAAUUUCAUCCGUAUAACUGUACAGGAAAUCAGCGAUAAGUCUCUUCUUGUUUCAUUUGAUGAGACGCUACACCCAGACGCUUGUGAAGCAUUCCAUCGUCUGCUAGCGCAGAUAGAGGAAAUGUUACAACCUGAAUAUAUUUUUGAGAGCGACGACAGUGUAACAAACUCACAUGUGAUGACAGGUUUGGAGAAGGAAAUGUUCGGUAAAUUUCUGUGUUACUUGCCAAAACUGUUGCGAUUGCUAUAUAAUUUAUGUGAUACACUCACUGCUACUGAAAAUGCAGAAAGUGUAAAGGAAGGUGAGAGUGAUGAAAAUAAUUCCGAAUCUACAGAUCACAAUGAUUCUGGUAUAGCUCUAUCAAGAGAAGAGAAUAACAAUACUUCAAAAGUCCACGAUAAAUAUAGUGAAGUACCAACAAUUGAAAAUUUACCGGAACAGUCAUCCGCAGAAAAGUGUGAACAACUUAGCAAUGCAUCAGUCGUGAAUUACGUAGGAAUAUGGACACAAGCGUAGAGUUAUCUCUCAUCAUAAACCAUGGGGACAUAUUUUCCAAAAUGCAAUUAUUUCCCUUCUACCGUUUAUCCGGACCAAAAGUAGACUAGCAUUUUCACAUUGCUGUACAAAACUAAGCAGAUUGUAGGGACAAAUAUAAUUAUUUAGGGAGUUUGAAUGUCUUAAAAAAGCUACUGAUACCUUACCAAACAUCUACUUUCAACAUAUAUAGCUCUUUCUACUUUUUACAUCCAGGUAAAUUGCAUACACUUUGUUUUAGUUUAUAUGUGUGAUACUUUUACAAGAUUCGAUCUUCAGGUAUGCAUCAGUCAUAGAAAACACAAAGGAAUUUCGUAGCUUCCUCAGGCUUGUACUGACUGCUGAUAGUAAUUUUACUUUGAAAAGAAGGUGGAGUUGUGGAAAUCUAAAGAACGCUUGGAGGUAUUUGCUCUACAACAGGUACUUGUGGUAACAUCACAUUCCGUUCUUUCCCUGUCUUACAUUUACAAACUAUAUUUUGGCAUGUAAGCAAAAAAAAAAGCUGCCGCUUGUAUCGGUGGUAAAAUUCAACAGCCAUAGUGAAACAAUUGGGCAACACUACAGCAUCUGUAUAAACAGAGACAAGGAUGAUAACUCAAACUACUGUAUAUUACCUUAGUAAAAUGUUUUAUUAAGAAUAAAAAAUAAAAUACAAAUGAUAAACAUUUACAACCAUAAAGCGCUUACAUGUAUUAUACUGAUACAGAGGUUGCAGAUAGUGAACGCAGGGUAAUGAUAAAGUUCUAUGUAAUAAAUUACAUACAUGUCUAAUAUACAUAUGAGUUACCGGUAAAAUCUCAAUUAAAAUUCCUAAAUCAUGUAUACGCGUAAAAAAUGUAUUGCAGUUAUGCACAAUAUAUUUAUUUUCAUAAAGUUA
Molecule: messenger RNA, 3141 nt
Organism: Mercenaria mercenaria
Lineage: Eukaryota; Metazoa; Mollusca; Bivalvia; Venerida; Veneridae
Exons: 6
Coding region: 387-2246 (619 amino acids)
Biological process (GO): signal transduction
Molecular function (GO): protein binding
Source: RefSeq, a predicted model, not a curated record